This is a messenger RNA of Micropterus dolomieu (smallmouth bass), 2007 nucleotides long. Its product is annotated as cysteine and glycine-rich protein 1-like. Gene Ontology annotation, cellular component: Z disc; cytoplasm; nucleus. The transcript has 6 exons. Gene Ontology annotation, biological process: muscle tissue development; sarcomere organization. The coding region runs from base 128 to 706 and encodes 192 amino acids. Gene Ontology annotation, molecular function: structural constituent of muscle; actinin binding. The record is from RefSeq and is a predicted model, not a curated record. NCBI's taxonomy places the organism in Eukaryota, Metazoa, Chordata, Actinopteri, Centrarchiformes, Centrarchidae.
CUCCCCAAGUUCAGCCUGGUGUCCACUCAGCCUCCCACUGCUUCCCUUCAUCUGACCAGUGUCUCCUCUCAACUCUUAAUACCACUGAACAACCACAGAGAGGACCAGCCUUUCACUUCAGUGCAGAAUGCCUUUCGGGGGAGGAAACAAGUGCGGCUGUUGCCAGAAAACUGUCUACUUCGCUGAGGAAGUGCAGUGUGAGGGGAAGAGCUGGCAUAAAUCCUGUUUUCUGUGCAUGGUCUGUAAGAAGAACUUGGACAGCACAACAGUGGCCGUUCAUGUAGAUGAGAUCUACUGCAAAUCUUGCUAUGGCAAGAAGUACGGGCCGAAAGGCUACGGCUUUGGAGGUGGAGCCGGCACUCUGAGUAUGGACACGGGAGAAGGACUUGGAAUCAAGCCUGAAGUACAAGCUCCUCAUCGCCCUACGAAUAACCCCAACGCUUCAAAGUUUGCCCAGAAAACCGGGGGCUCGGAUGUGUGCCCUCGCUGUGGGAAUACAGUGUACGCAGCGGAGAAGGUUAUCGGAGGAGGCAAUUCCUGGCAUAAAGCCUGCUUUCGCUGCGCCAAGUGUGGCAAAGGACUCGAGUCCACGACCGUGGCUGAUAGAGAUGGGGAGAUCUUCUGUAAAGGUUGCUAUGCAAAGAACUUUGGUCCCAAGGGGUUUGGCUUUGGUCAGGGUGCAGGAGCUCUGGCUCAUUCCCAGUAAAGCCUGAAGCCUCGGCCCACCUGGGACUGACAUCUGAGCUCUGAUAUCAUCGCUUCCAGGAUCCGUCAGUCAAUAUCUAGCCUAUUUUACUCUGCCCUUUCACUCUAGCUAAAAGGCAUGGACGAAUGAAAGAAGCACACAACACACAGCUUUUUGAAUGAGUUCACCAAGUAGAUUUUGCUCUGUGUGAUGCAUUUGAAUCUAGAUUAUGAUGUUCUAGUUUUUGACUGGUUAAACAACUAAAUGUCAUGCUAAACAUUUAUAACACUGAAUUAUAACUCAGUGUUUUGAUGUGCACAUUGUGUGUGUUUAAAGUGACGAGUUAACAGCAAGCUGGCUCCAAAAUAAAUAAUAUUUAAUAAUUAAAACUCUGUGGUUGCAGUACUGAGACCCUCGCACUAUAGUAACAUGAUUGAGUUUGGCAAAAAUUGAGCAUGUGAAUCAGUCGAACAAAAUAAGACCAACAUGUUCCCAACUGACAGCUGUGAAAAAAAGGCUCACAUUAUGCUUCAGUUACACUUAAGAGAAAAUCUUCUUUCCUGCCUUACAUGUCACAUGGUGUAAAUACUGUUUUAAGAUACACGCUAUUGCUGAGACACAAAAUAAAUAUCAGGCAAAAAAAGGAUGGAUUUUUUUAUUAUUCCCGCGUGAUGCAAAGUUUUGCAUGCCUUACACAACUGUCAUUGUUCUUUGUGUGGUUCUGAUCUGAUGAAAUCAGUGUGCAUGUUUACAUGGUCUUGGGUGUGCUUGUUAUUCCUUCUAAUCAUCGUCACACAGAGCCAAAUGCCAGCUGUUGCGGCAAAACAACAGAGUCGUAGUGCUCAGCCCUGUCUCUGCCAUCGCCGAAGAGUUGGCACACUGAGCACAGUGCUAGGCAUCUAUGGUGGGGUGGGGGCAGCAGUUUGUUUUGGCACUGAGUACAACAUGUGAGUCACAUCAACAGCAAAACUGGGUCUGAAAUCCACGCAAAGAUUAAAGUAUAACGCUGUGAUCUGUUCCAGAGCAUUCAUGUAUUUAGAUUCAUAAUAAAAUAGAGACCAUCUUGAGAUGGGAUCAAAUUAAAAUUAAUGUGGGUGACAAGCAUAAAGUGGGGGGGCACUGGCCCAUUCACUGCUUCCUACUCCCCUAAUUCUGGUGCCCAUGUUCGGACCACACCCUCAUCUUCGAACUUGGCCUUCAUUUUUAUUACUACACACCUGUAAAGUUUUGUGACUGCAUCCAGGGUGCACACUACAGGGGAGCCAGAGGCAAAAAAAGUUAAAGAACUGAGUCAACAGUACAUUAAAGUGCAGUAGUAUGUA